ACAGGAUACGAUAUACGUGGCAAAUUCUCUCUCAUCUCUCCGAGAGUUUGUUCCAGAAGACACCAGGAAAAGUUUGAAAACACCAGGCUAGGGUUUAUACCUGUCGUCUACAAGUGUGUACGGUAAACCUUACGUUCCACAAGCGCGCAAAAGAGGUGCCCUGUGUCCUUUCAACCUUUGUGCCAGCAGUACUAGUCAGCAACCGUUCCGAGCGACGCGAUGCCCCGCCUGGUGGUCGGUGUUCUUCUCCUAGCGGCCGUCGGGCUGUUGGGUCCCCGUACGGGCUCUGCGGACGAGCACGGCGACGAGGUGCACGGACACGAGCACGAACAUGAGGACGAACACGCGCACGAAUGUCCGGAGGGUUACGAAGAACACGAAGGACACUGUUACUACUUCUCCACGGAGAUGGAGACUUACUCCGGGGCCGCCGCAUUUUGUGAGGCGCAGGACGGACGUCUGGCCGCGCCCGACUGUCAUGACGAACACGCGGCCGAGUUCUUCUACAGAACACACGCCUGGAUCAGUCCGGAUACAGAGGAAGACUGCGGCAGUGGACACCACAGACCAGAUGACCUGCUGCCCUUCAUCUGUGAGCACGCACCAACAUGUGACGAGGCGCCUUUUCAGCCGAACACCUUCAUGACCGGGUGCGAGGAGCCGUAUGACCAGCAGGAGAUCUGUGUCUACUCAUGCUCGCCGGGGUACCACCUGUACGAGGGGACCGUCUCCUCCGCCGCCGCCACAUGCCUGGACGGGAACUGGCACGGACCCUUCAUGGCCUGCAAACCGGACUGCCCGGAGCUAGAUCUGAACGAGGGAGUGGAGAAGAUGGGUGAGAGCUGCGAGGCGCCGUACAUCACCGGCGACAUUUGCUUCUUCCAGUGCAGCGACAUGCAGGAGCCGGUAGAGGGCGACCACGACAUGUCGUGUUUGGAGGGGAGUUGGGUCCACGCGGCGACAAACUCCACAGGCAUCCCCCUCGUCUGUCCUUGAGAAGAGCAGCGGGAGAAGCACAUCUGGUGGGACAGUCGGAACCUAUGCAAAACAGCAGCACGAGCGCCACACCACCUGACUGGACACUCCGGUGCUCAGAACAUGUAGAAAAGUUUAGCCUCAACUUAAAGAUGUACUGAUAGAUAAGAUGCCAUC
This is a messenger RNA of Branchiostoma belcheri (Belcher's lancelet), 1152 nucleotides long. RefSeq lists its product as uncharacterized. The coding region runs from base 220 to 996 and encodes 258 amino acids. The record is from RefSeq and is a predicted model, not a curated record. The transcript is spliced from 7 exons. NCBI's taxonomy places the organism in Eukaryota, Metazoa, Chordata, Leptocardii, Amphioxiformes, Branchiostomatidae.